AUGGGACCCAAGAAAGGACCAAAAGCUACUGUGCCUGUACAGAUCGCUCCGGAGAAAAGGGGCUAUGAAUUCGGUGGACCACUAGGAGCUACAGGAAUUGUUUUCGGUCUACCUAUCCUCGUCUACUGCUUCGCCUUCUUCUGCAAUGACGUCUCCGGCUGUCCCGCGCCGUCUCUCCUUCACCCGUCAACGUUGACCUGGGAUAAAUUGAAAAGUGAAAUUGGUUGGCCUGAGAAUGGAAUCAUUGGUCUUUAUGAUACAGAGGUGACGCUGUGGGUUUUGUCAUAUUAUGCCCUUCUCCUCUUUCUGCAGAUCUUCCUCCCCGGCGAGGAGGUGGAAGGAGUCGAAUUAGCAUGCGGUGGACGACACAAGUACAAAUUCAACAGUGGCCUAGCCGCGGGAACCUUUGUUUACGGAGCUGAAUUCGCUGUUUGGACUUUCCUCUGGGACAAUUACGUGCAGGUGCUUACCGCAAAUCUUCUCAUUACCAUCGUCAUCUCAGUCUGGGUAUAUGCUCGAAGCUUCUCCAUCCCGGAGCCUGGACGACCAAACCCCGACCUCCGCGAAUUGGCACCUGGUGGCUGGACCGGCAAUGUCAUUUAUGACUUCUUCAUUGGCCGGGAACUCAACUCUCGUGUGACUUUGCCUGUACCAUUUGUCAGUGAAACAGCCCGAACGAUUGACAUCGGUGUCUUUUGCGAGAUGAGACCAGGUCUUAUUGGCUAUAUCAUCCUCAACCUAUCGAAUGUCGCGCGCCAGUACCGCACCCACGGCUACGUUACUGAUUCGAUCAUUUUGAUUACUAUUGCGCAAUCUUUCUAUGUCUUGGAUAGUUCUUACAUGGAACCUGCCAUUCUUACCACCAUGGAUAUCAUCAUGGAUGGCUUUGGUUUUAUGCUCUGCUUCGGUGACCUCGUAUGGGUCCCAUUCUUGUAUUCGACUCAGACAAGAUACCUCGCAAUCUUCCCGGUUAAAAUGGGUCUUCAGGGCAUUGCACUCUCUCUUGCCGUUGUUGGCUUGGGGUAUUACAUAUUCCGCAGCGCGAAUAACGAGAAAAACCGCUUCCGAACAGACCCCAACGAUCCGCGCAUCAAACACCUCAAAUACAUGGAGACAAAAUCUGGAUCCAAAUUACUCAUCUCUGGCUGGUGGGGAACUGCGCGUCAUAUCAACUACCUCGGUGACUGGCUCAUGUCUUGGGCUUAUUGUCUUCCUACUGGGUUCGCUGGCUAUACCAUUAUCGAAGCUAUCAACUCAACUACGGGAGAGCUAGAGAAGCAUGCCGUGCAGACACCUGAAUCUCGAGGUUGGGGUUCCAUCUUUACGUACUUUUACAUCCUCUACUUUGGUAUUCUGCUCAUUCACCGCGAAGGACGAGAUGAGGAGAAGUGCCAUCGUAAGUACGGAAAGGAUUGGGAAAAGUAUACUUCAUUGGUGCGCAGUAAGAUUAUCCCGGGUAUCUACUAG
Molecule: messenger RNA, 1467 nt
Organism: Talaromyces amestolkiae
Lineage: Eukaryota; Fungi; Ascomycota; Eurotiomycetes; Eurotiales; Trichocomaceae
Exons: 3
Coding region: 1-1467 (488 amino acids)
Biological process (GO): ergosterol biosynthetic process
Cellular component (GO): endoplasmic reticulum membrane
Molecular function (GO): Delta14-sterol reductase activity
Source: RefSeq, a predicted model, not a curated record